AGAAAAAAUGGGCUGAAAAUGUUCUUAAACAUAGUUAAAGAAAAGUUAAUCAAGUGAAAAACACAAAGAUGGAUCCUGUUGUACAGGCCAGGAAAGCAAAGUUACGUGAGCUGGAGCAGUCUCUUUUUGGAUAUUCAGACAAUACUGUGGUUGGCCUGCCAAAAGUAAAAGAUGUAGACGAGUAUAGUGCGCGGUAUGGAUCAUAUGAUACUGCGCAGCAGGAAGUACCACGUGUGAAAACAGCGCGGCAACCUAAUCAUGUCGUCUUCACAGCAGAAACAAAAAAGAAGAAUCAACAGUCUGGGCAGUCCUAUCUAGACAGUGAUGAUGAGAGUUCAACUCCAGGACCUGCUCCAACAGCACCACCUCUUUCUAGAGCUACAACAACUAGAUCCAAGAAAUCAGCAGCUGUCAGGUUCAGAGCAACAUCAGCUAAACGAUCCCAGCAGAUUCUAGAUGAAGAAAUUGAAUCCUUUUCCUCCCGACUGUCUCCUUCCUUAAACCUGGGGAACCCUCUCACCUCACCUAAAAACCAAUUGGACAAGACAGAAAAACAAGAAUACAGAUAUAGUAUGGAAGAUGAUUACAAUGAUGAUGAUGAUGAUGAUCAACUUCCUCUGAUUCAAGUUCAAGGAACAAAAAAUAUCCUUGGCAGAGCAAACUUUAUACCAAAGAGCAAGUCUGACAUGUUGCUGCAGGAGGAGAGAAAACUGUUUGGGUUCAAGAGUAAACCCCCGCCAACUCCAGGGACCAGGAGUAAGGAACAGAGAAGGAAUAGUAUCAGCUCCGGGAGCAAGAACCCAGCUCUUAGUAACAGAGAUAACUCAGAAACCUUCAAGGAGCCGAGGUUGAAAACAGCUGGACUCCUGAGGUUAGAACAAAGUGAUCUGGAGAUGUCGCUAUCUGCAGCAAAAUUUAUGCAUUUAAAGAAUUCCAAGAUUGAAAGAAUAAAAGCUGAAGAACGACUGGACGAGUUUUCAGAAAUGGCGUCAGUAAAGCAGAUGGACCAGAUUAGCAACAGAAAAACUAGUUCUAGUAGAUUAGACAUUUUUCAGGAUAUGCCAACAGAUACAUACCAUCAAAUGCCUGGUCGAAGUCUAUACGACAACAUGCCUUCUGAUGUUUACGAAAACAUGCCAUCAGACACAUUUAAAGACAUCCCUAAAGACGUAUUUGAAAAUUUACCAAGAGCGGUGACUGCAAGGCAGCGUGACCGGGAUAGCGUCAAGAAAUCAGCAAGUGAGUCAGACUUUGUUCCAAGUCAACCUACAGACUUAAGUUUACGAACACCUAAACCAGAUGUCUCUGCUAGACCAAAACAAGGGAGCAGAAGCUCAGCCCCAAAAGAAGUUGGAUUUAUAGCUAUGCUGUUCCAGGGUAAAAGAGAACCAAUGCCAUCAAAUUCAAUUUCAUCUGCUUUUAACCAGGUUGAAUCAGAUUACAUGUUUGCCUUGUUCAUACAGAACCAAGAGGAUGGUCAUAAAGCAUCCUCUAGCAGUGCACGGAGGCAGGAGCAGGAUCUCGAGAGUGAGGUUGGACAUUUCUGUGCUCCCUUGUGUCCCGGAUUUUGUCAAGCUAACUUGUGUAUUUUCCAUUCUGACAGGGAGGAUAGAAUACAAUCAGCUGUAGGGGACCGUACUGUACAAGAUCCACAAGGAUUAUAAUAUUCCAGACGCCAUUUUGAAAAAUCUAAACUUAAAUUUAAUUUAAUGAAAUAUUCAGACAGACUUUAUGAUUCAGAAGUUUUAUAGAAAAAUUACUUUUUAAAAGAAUCAAUUUGUCAAAAGAUGAAGUGUGUUAUAAUUGCUAAAAAAUUAAGGGGUUACUUUAUGAAUAAAAAUUUUAUACCGAGGGGUACUAUACACUAUGCAAGGCUAUAUGUACUACAUCUUUGUACUGCAAUAGUAGAGAAUUUAGAUUUUUUACAAAUAACCAAUACACGACGUUUUGGACCGCGAUAACGUCAUGUUGCACUCAAAUAAGAACUUAACUAAAAAAACUAAAAGAGCUAAAACUCAAAAUUAUUUAAACAAUACAUAAAUGAUUAAGUAAUGUUACCCGGUGAUAUUUAAGCCUAAUUUAUUUACUAAUCUGUGAUUUCAAAACUAAAAAUGAAUAUAUUUUCAUGGCAAACAAUUGCUGUUAGAAAAAACCCUAGCAUUAUGUUCUCAACAUCGAAGUAUCAAAAGUAUUUCAAAAUUAAUAACAUUUUGUUCAAAGUUAUGAACAGAAUGUUCUGGAUAAAUCACAAGUUAGGGUUUCUUCUAUACAGUGCACUAAAUUGCUUUAUAUGUCCCAUGUAGCCAUAGGAAUUAAGUGUUGAUGACAUUAAAGUCGUCUUCCGUUCAUGCGGUAUUUAUUCUCAAGUAUACUCAUAACAAUAUAUGCAAUAUGAUCUCUGCUGUCUUUACCCAUUCCCUUCAUCUUAGGAUUUACAGAAUCCAUGAUAUACUAUCCAUGAUAUACUAUCCAUGAUAUACUAUCCAUGAUAUACUAUCCAUGAUAUACUAUCCAUGAUAUACUAUCCAUGCGGAAUAUUUAGAAAAUAUUGAAUAAUGUCAAUUUUUAAUAC
Molecule: messenger RNA, 2572 nt
Organism: Eurytemora carolleeae
Lineage: Eukaryota; Metazoa; Arthropoda; Copepoda; Calanoida; Temoridae
Exons: 15
Coding region: 69-1664 (531 amino acids)
Source: RefSeq, a predicted model, not a curated record